AUGAACGAUACACAGCAACAUUACGCGCACAUUGAGAAAGAACUACUUGCAAUUSUGUUUGGUUGCAAGAGAUUUCACCAGUAUAUUUACGGAAAGCACGUCGUGAUUGAAACAGAUCACAAGCCGCUCGAGGCAAUAUUCAACAAACCACUAUCACAUGCCCCAUCAAGACUCCAAAGGAUGCUAAUACAAUUACAAGAUUAURACAUUGAACUCGUGUACAAAAAGGCGUAUGUAACAGACCGCAAAGUAGAAGAAAUCAAGGAGCACAUGAAGAGUGACGAUAGGAUGCAAUUAUUAAUCAAAGAGAUUAGUCAAGGCUUGCCCUCGGACAAAAAGUUGAUAUCUCCAGAAAUCAAAGAAUACUAUCAACAUAGAGAGAAACUGAGUGAACACGACAGUCUUGUGUACGCUGACCACGCAAUAUUAAUACCACCAACUCUACGUAAGGAUACACUUGGCAAGCUACACAGAUCACACCAAGGAAUUGAAAAAACAAAACAACUUGCCCGUCAAACCAUUUUCUGGCCUGGAAUGUCGACACAAAUSGAGGAUACGCGACCAUGGCAACGCCUAUCAAAGGACCUGUUUGAAUACAAGAAACGACCGCACCUUGUAUUAGUCGACUAUUACAGCCGCUAUCCAGAGGUCGCUGAGCUAAGAGACAUGAAGAGCAAGACUGUCAUUAGCAAGAUGAAGUCUUUCUUUAGUAGACACGGCAUACCAGAUGAAGUCGUGUCGGACAAUGGACCUAACUACGCUUCACAAGAGUUCGAAGAAUUCGCACACGCUUACGGAUCCAAACACACAACCACUAGCCCGAKAUAUCCUCAGUCCGGAGGGCUACAUGAAAAAACUGUGCAAACGAUUAAAUCCAUGCUAAAGAAGGAGGAGGAAUCAGGAGRAUGURUAUCUAGCGCUACUGGACUACCGCAAUACUCCAAUAGACGGCGUUAG
Exaiptasia diaphana is the source of this 957-nucleotide messenger RNA. RefSeq lists its product as uncharacterized. NCBI's taxonomy places the organism in Eukaryota, Metazoa, Cnidaria, Anthozoa, Actiniaria, Aiptasiidae. Gene Ontology annotation, molecular function: nucleic acid binding. The record is from RefSeq and is a predicted model, not a curated record. Gene Ontology annotation, biological process: DNA integration. The transcript is spliced from 3 exons. The coding region runs from base 1 to 957 and encodes 318 amino acids.